Molecule: messenger RNA, 924 nt
Organism: Uranotaenia lowii
Lineage: Eukaryota; Metazoa; Arthropoda; Insecta; Diptera; Culicidae
Product: vacuolar protein-sorting-associated protein 36-like
Exons: 2
Coding region: 117-818 (233 amino acids)
Source: RefSeq, a predicted model, not a curated record
CAACUAUUUGAUCUCUAUAAAACCAUCGCCGGGGGUCUAACCAGAGCAUCAUUCGUCUGUGAUCAAUCGUUGAGCCUGUAUCGUCUGUCCUCUUAUUUAAUCGUAGGAGAUCUGAAAUGAAGACAUCACUCCAAAAAGUUUUCUUGCUGGUCUUGGCAUCGGCGAUUCUGGCCGUCAUGGCUGAGCCCGACGGCAAAGAUCGACGAUGGAUCCCGGAGCAGGGAACGCAGCUGCCAGGAUACAACAACCGUGUGAUUCAGCAACAGGUGCACGAUACCCAGAACGAAUAUGUCCAGAUGGGUCGUCUCCAGCCUCCUCCACCUCAGGACACCAACCUGUUGUACUACUACGGAGAUCAAGCUGAAGUUCCCCACCAAAAGGCUCGUGCCUACCCGCAGCAAAAACAGGUUCGGUACUACUUCAACAACAAUCAGGACCAGAGCGAGUGGCAACCUAAACCAUACCAAAUUCAGCAACUUCCGGCCCACAACGUCUACAACAAUUAUCAGCAACACCAUCAGCAGCAACCCCAGCAGCAAUACCAAUACGUCCAUCAACAGGCUCCAGUUCAGCUGAUGGAAGUCCGUUACGUGCCAGUGCCUUCCAACGAAAUCUACCCUGAGGUUCAACAGAAGAAAAUCCUGAUCCAAUCGCACCAGGAAACGCCCCGUUAUCAGUCGGAAAAUCAUCAGCAAGGUUAUCCGGUUAAGAUCUACAGCCAGGUGACACAUCCGGUUUCACCGGUUAGAAACCAGCAGCAACAUUACCCAUCAUACAAACAGAACGUGCGCUACAUGAAACCCGUCCACCAUGCGUAAAUAAAUUUUGCGUUUCCGAUGCUGCACCUGUGAUCUCGAUUUCAUCGAUGUGUGAUUGAUAAUUGUUAUGGAUCUUUAUUGUUUCCCUUUUUUGUUGCUACAACCG